UUUUAAAUGUUAAACUUCAUGACAGUGCAGAUAAAGACUGAACAAGUAUCGUUUAUGGCAGCACAGCUUAGGUUUGCAAAAAUUCAGUGGAACAAACCUUAAAGUCUGGAACAAUGCUGUUUGGACAGGCAAAACUAUAUUGGAGAUGUUUGGACGUUAUGCACUAACACCUCAUACCAGCUGUUAAGCACUUUGGUUGAGGGCUGAUGAUUUGGGCUUGUUUUGCAGGCAAAGGACCUGGACAACUUAAACCCAUUAGACUGAUGGUGAAAUUCUCUAUAUAUCAAAGUGUUCUAGAGUCAGAAGUGAGGCCACAAGUCUGACAGCUAACAUUUGGCCCAAUUUAGGCCAUGCAAUGGGGCAAUGAUCCCAAGCACAGAAGCAAAUCUCCAUCAGAAUGUUUGGAAACAAGAACAAGUGUUGCAAUAGUCCAGUCAAACUCCAGAUCUCAACCCAAAAUGAAUUGAAGCAAUGCUGUAAAGAAGAGUAGGCCUCUUCUUUUUGUUCCACAAGGACUUGCAGUUUUCUCUAAUGGUGACCAAACUAAAACACCUCAAGCUAUUCAAAAUCCUCUAACUGUAGUUCAGUCUUUAGCUAUUUCACAAUCAAUCAUUUAAGCACCGUGUUCAAAAUCUUGUACUUCCAUAAAUGUUAAACAUAUUCUCUUUCUGGAAUAAGACAAUGUUUAAAACUGAUUUUCUCUUAAAAUUCAUAUUUGUUUUAAGUUUAAUUACAUUUAGUGUCAAAAAUAUUUUCAGUAAAAGAACCAAAAACAAUAAAACCCCUCUGCAGCUGUUCUGGACAUAAACCUGAUAACAUUACUGAAUGGCCUGAAUGAAUUAUAGGCUUAUAUAGUCAGAUGUGGUGAUAUUGCAUCAUAUAUCUCAGAUACAUAGUUUUUUCACUAAAAUCAUUGUGUGUGUGUUUAUGUACCUGUGUGUGUCUUACGAGGCUGGCAUGCCUGAACACAGUUAAACUCAGGAGGAAACUGUAGAUUAUCAAAUUCCUCAUGUGUGGACCAGCUGUGCUUGCAUGUUGUGUGUGUUCAGACAGAAGCUGUGGUUUGGCCCUCACUGAGGUCUCUGAGAAGUGCUUAUGUGGCACCUCAACGCCCCUUUAUUUUACAGCCCUGUGUCUUUCCUCUGCCUCCUCUGUGGCCUUUAUUUUACUUUACAUGAGUUAUUGUUGCAUCUCUGAAACAUGAUUUCUUACAUUUAAUAUAAUUAAACAAUCAGCCGUGACGUAGCUUAAAUUAACAACUUGAGAUUUCAUCUUUUCACUCAGUACUCCACGUCUUCAUCUUUACUCCGAGCUCUCCCACCGUCUCCGUUUUUCUGUCUUUAAUUACGGUGCCUCCAAUUGGCUGGAAGUUUCAGCCAAUCAGGCAUCUUCUUGGGGUGGCCCUUGACCCCCCUCAGGUAAUCCUGCUGAGCCUUUUUUAGUGCGUGUCAGAGAUGAUGGGCUCACUUUAAAACGUUGCUGGAUCCUUUUGUCAGAUCAGUCUGUAAGAAGAGCUGCAGGAGCAGGGUGUACGAGGAGUCUCUAACACACGCACAAACCCCUCCCACGUACACACCUGGUGGACCGAGCUUCAUCCGAGUCCACUUUGGAUCCUCUGGAAGGAAACCCUGAAGUCAAACAACCGCAGGUCCAGUCAUGGCUGAAAGAAGACGGACCAGUUUCUCCGGUGUGUUGAUCACCGUUGUGCUGGCUGUGAUGCUGCUGCCUGCAUUCUUGUCUGCUGGACCAAUUGUGCAAAAGCCCAGAGGAGAUGCGGGGGAAAGCAUCCAGGAAAAGGCGUCUGCUGCAGCAGCACACAGGAGGCUGAUCCGCAACCGCAGGAACAUCAGCUGGUACAAACAGCACUCUGACUUCUGGGCAUGGUACAAGUACUUUACUGACAACGGCAACCAGGAGGCAAUUCAGGAGAUGGAUCGCAUCUUCCUCGCCUACCUCCAGAACAAGAACCGCGCUGAGGGACGUCGCUCCUACAAGGCCUACUUGAGUCACCUGGGAGAUGUUUACAAGUCCUGCUCCGAUUCUGAAGACCCCAACUGCGUGUCUUCCUACACCAGCAGGGCCAGUCCUAAAGCAGAACCCCCCAAACCUGCCCCAGUAAAAACCUGUGACCCCACCAAGGACCCCUACUGCAUGUACAUGGCUUUAGUCCAGGGAAAGAGCCGUUACAAGCCAUUGGUGCUCCCGGCUGCCACCCCUGCUCCUCAGUACAUCCACUCUGCUGCUCCAGCCAAGGACCCUCAGUCAGGGUACUACUACUACUCUCCCUCCACGAUGCCUUUCCUGACCAUGGAGCAGAAGGCAGAGUUGCUGCGGAUCUGUCCCUCUGAUGAUGUGGAGUGUCUGCAGUACCAUCUGAAAGCUGCUUAUGGGUAUUCUGGUGGGUCCCGUCCUUCAUAUGCCCACCUUGGCUGUGACCCCAAGAAAGAUCCUACCUGCAAAAUGGCGCAGAAAUCUCCUGCUGGUCUCUACAUGAAUGCCUAUUCUGCCUCCAGUAUGGCUCCCCAAGCUGCACCAGGAUCCUGCAAUCCUCUUUUUGAAGACGGUUGCAACCCUCUUACCGCCUCCAGAUUUUCCACUCCUCCAGAGUCAUACAAAAGUAACGAGAGAGAUCAGGCCGCUGCCAUCCGUGCUGCCCCUCCUGCUGAGCAGUAUGACCCCUAUUCCAUGUAUAGGGAUUCUUAUUCUAAUGUUAACAGAGUCACUGAUCCUUAUGCUAUGCAUCGCCAGGCCAGUGCCCCAGCUUCUCCUCCAGCUACUGAUCUCUUUGCUAUACUGCGCCAAUACAUGGCCCAAGCUCACGCUAAUGACCCAUAUGCUUCACGUAUGGGGGGUGCUUCUGAGUCAAACUCGAACGAUCCUUACUCUGCUAUGCGUGAUGCAGCAGGCGCUAUGCACCGGCACACCCCUCCCUCCCCCAGGCAGCAGCACCCUUAUUCCUAUCCCAGUUAUGAGGAACCUGCCCAGGAGGAACGCCACCCUCUGGGUCCCCCAGGUAAAACCAAGGAGGGCUACGACUGUUUCAUUGGCUAUGACCGUGAAUGCUAUCCCGCGAAGCCCAGCGCACCUCGCUCUGGAGUUCAACGCCGCAUCCCUUACCCUGCUGAGGCCUAUGAGCCCCACCUGAAUUCUGACGGCACCCGCAACGGCGUCCUGGAGCCUGAAAACCCACACUGUGACCCCGAGUAUGACCGUGACUGCCGCCUGCGUCGCUAUGAGACCGAGCAGCCUCAAAGCCAGCCUGAACGUCAUGCAGCAGCGGACCACAGCCAGACGGCAGCCGAGAGAGAGCAGGUUAAUCAGGACCAGUACGAAGCAGAGCCCUACCAGAGUGGCCAGGAGGAGUCUCACACACCCUACCAGCCUCUCUCACAAGGCAUGCCCAGCCUCCAGGACAUACUGAGGCGCUAUGGAGACCAGUAUACCAGGCAGGAUGAUCACAGAGCUUAUGGAGACAACUACCACAAGAAGUAAACAGCCUAACACGCACAAAAGCAUGCAGAUGGACAUGAAUGCACAGUCCCAUGCGUUCCUGUUGUUCAGCCCUUGAACACCUCAUGCCCCGAGAAACCAGUUCUAUCUGGACCAGAGGUGGGACACAGGUGAAUUUGAUGGACCCAGAGAGCAAGUACAUGCAUGUACAUCCCAACCACGGCUUCUUGCUUUGGGAGCCUGCUAAAAACUUUCCUGGAACGCCUUCCUAUAACUUUAGUUGCUUCGGGCCUGAUGCUUUGAUUUAUUGCUUUUUACUUUCUACCUUAAAGUCUCCUCUGUGCUUUCAAGUGUGUAAUGACCUCGCAACUCUCAGCUUUGCUUCUGUAUCUGUGCAUUUUUUUUAAAAUGAAAUAUUGUUUAUUGCUUUUUGACACAGAUGGAUUGUCAUUUUUUUUUUUUUCAUUUUAAUUGUUCUAAUAAAAAAUACAGAAAUAUG
This is a messenger RNA of Oreochromis niloticus (Nile tilapia), 3949 nucleotides long. RefSeq names its product actinodin1 (gene and1). The coding region runs from base 1657 to 3492 and encodes 611 amino acids. The transcript is spliced from 7 exons. Lineage: Eukaryota; Metazoa; Chordata; Actinopteri; Cichliformes; Cichlidae. The record is from RefSeq and is a predicted model, not a curated record.